ACGAGUACGCGCACUGCUGCUCUCAGUAUACCCGCAUCAGGGGAGACAUGCAUAAGAAAAUAUACAUGGUGUAAUCAUGUGAACAAAUAAUUCGUGACCUUGAGUUAAGUAGCAAGUCAUGGUUAUACUGUGGAAAGAUAUCUGUGUAGUGUUAGUGGUCACUAACAAGCUCAAACAAGCUGAUUUUCGGUGGUUCUCUAUUAACUGUUGAACAUUCUCAGUGAAGUUCUCCAAGCUGUGGUCACCAGACUCUCGGUGAAAUGCAGUGGUGGGUAGCAGUGCUGGUGUGUGCUGCAGUGUUGCAGACAGUGCUGGCUAGCAAAGUGCUCUUCAUGGCACCCAUCUGUUCUCGAAGCCACUUAAAUUUUUUUAUGGGCAUCGUUAAUGCCUUGGCUGACGAUGAUAACCAGGUUACGGUGGUGUCUCCAUAUAAGUCAUCGAAGGAACGGAAUAAUGUGCGCGAGGUGGUCCUGACGGGCGUGGAUGUACUCGACAAGAUGCCAAAUCUGUUCACUGGAAAUAAAAUUUUUACCUUAUCCUCAGUGUUUACUCAUAUGCCAAGUCUGUGUGCUGACGCUCUAGGAGCGAAGAAUGUUCAGAAUUUACUGAAGGAAGAUUUUGAUUUGAUUAUCCUCAGCGUGUUUAUGUCCGACUGUUUUUUGGCAGUUGUACAUCAGCUGAAGGUUCCCUUUAUAUACGUGAGUCCAGCAGGGUUGAUGGGUCCACGUUCAUCAAUGAUAGGUAACCCACGGUUUCCUUCCUAUGAUCCAUCUCAUAUGUUAGAUUACAAACAUCCUCUGACCUUCAGACAGCGAGCAAUCAGCACUCUGUCUGAAGCUGCUAUGGACGUGUUGCUCACAUAUGCUUAUGGCAGGAGACUGGAGGCUGAGUGUCGCCAGCGUGGCCUCUGUCCUGAUGAUAUGCCUAGUCUAUCAGAAAUUCGCCUUAAUACUAGUCUUCUACUGUUAACAGUGUACAAACAAUCGAUUACCCAGCUCGUCCAGUUGUUCCUGCCGUGGUACAUUGUGGGGGCAUACAUAUCCGUCCAGCAAAACCUCUCCCACAAGUACCGCACUAUCCUGGUUCAAGUGUUUGCUUCCCUCAAGCAGAGAGUCCUGUGGAAGUGGGAUAAGGACACUAUGGAUGACCUGCCCCCAAAUGUCCGUCUUGGCAAGUGGCUCCCACAACAAGAUAUUCUCGGUAAGGAAAAUGAUCCAAUAUAG
Cherax quadricarinatus is the source of this 1223-nucleotide messenger RNA. NCBI's taxonomy places the organism in Eukaryota, Metazoa, Arthropoda, Malacostraca, Decapoda, Parastacidae. The record is from RefSeq and is a predicted model, not a curated record.